UCGCUUUGCUUCUUUUUUUCUCCGAGCGAGAAGAAGAACAUCGCCGACUACUAACGAGUGCUGUCUUCUAACAACUACUACGGUCCUCGACCUUCGAAAGAGAGCCCGCCCCCGAGACUCGACCUCUCGACGGAGCGUGGCAGCACGGGAAAGAGGACGGACGAGACAUGGCAGUGCGCUGCUUUGCGAGGCGGUGGCUCGUGCCUGCUCGCCACGUCGCAAGGGGCAGCAGCUCACAUCGGCGGUCGUUUGCGUCGGAGGCGGCGCCUACUGCUGCUGCCGCUGCCGCUGCAAACGCCCAUGCUGCUGCUGGUGGCUCUGAUACAGCCGCCGCUGCCGCAGUCGACGGCAAGGGCAAGCAGGUUGCGGGCCGCGCCAGUGAAGGUGCCGGUGCUGGAGCUGGAGUCGAUGUGGGCGCCAAGCACGACGAGGACCGCGCCGAUGGCUUCUUCUUCUCGCGCCGCUUCGGCCAGGUGGACCGUGGCUCGCGCGACCUGCGCGACCGUGCGGUGCGCGACCAGAUCCAGGAGGCGAGAAAGGCGGGUAUCUCCUCACUGCCCCGCGCACUCGGGCGCGUGAGUGCCGCACACCCGCUCGUCAAGGAGCUCGUCACCGAGCUCUACAGCAGCAACACCCGACCUUCGCCCGAGAAAGUGUGGCGCAUCUACAUGGACAUCCACCAGCGGCAGUCGCCCCCGUCGUCGCCUUCGCCUUCGCCUUCGCCUUCUUCAUCGUCCUCAUCCUCGUCGUCGUCGUCGUCUUCACCACCGUCGUCUUCCUCGUCGGGCUCCACCUCGCCGGACCCGGCGCUGCUGCUCCAUCCCGAGCACCACCAGCUCGUCCUCCGCGCAAUUGCCCCCGAUGUCGCCCAGGCGCGCAUUGAGCAGCGGCGGGAGAGGCAGAUGCGCGCGCAGAACAGGGCCGCCAAGCAGCUCCUCGCCACGCUGGAGCAGCAGCAGCAGCAGCAAGGAAACGAAGGGCAUCAAGAGCAAGAACAAGAGCAGCAGCAGCAGAACCUCGCCUUCGACGGCAUCUCGCCGUUGCUCGUGCGCAGGCGCCGCUUCAGCCCCGCCGUGGCGCAGAACAAGGCGUCGCAGUCGAUCAGGGUGUAUCUGCAGCGUGUCGCCUUUGUCUUUGCCCAGCUGCGCAACGUGGCCAUCGACGACGCUGCCUCUUCUUCGUCGGCACAAUCCUCGCCCAUGGCGCUCCCCUCGGCGGCCGACUACAACCACGUGCUCAAGAAGCUCGCGCCCACCGGCCACAUGCCUGUCCUCGCCGCCCUCUGGUCCCAUCUCUCGGGCUGGUCCGACGUGGGCAUCGAGGGCGAAGAGGACCUCGAGAGCAGCACACACCGACGCAGGCGACACUGGUCCGCAUCCAUCCUGGGUACUGGCCCCGGCAGCAGCAGCAGCAGCAGCGGGCCCGCGUCAGGCUCGGACGAUGCUGCAUUUGGACCGACGGCGGCGACGUACAAGCACAUGAUGCUCGGCAUCUCACGCCACCUCAGCGACUCGAUCCAGCGCGCACACAAGGACCAGGUCACGCGCAACAUCUGGCACGGCCAGGGCAAGGCCCGCAAGUGGAAGGUCGACGUCUCUGCGCGUGCCGCCGCGCAGGGCAUGGGCCGCUUUGGCCAGGAGCCGCCGCGGCAGGCACGCCGGGCCGUGACACUGGCGAGCAAGCGUGCUGCUGCGCUCCUCGACGACAUGCGACGGCGCAGCGUGCCGAUGCAGGCCGUCACGCUCGACCUCGCUGCGCGCCUCAUGCGCCUCAGCGGCAACGUCGACGGCAUCCGCGCCCUCCUCGCCAUCGCCCACGGCUACGACGUGCGCCACCCCGACGCCGUCCCGCUCUCCGCCCCGCUCUCCGCCCCGCUGGCUGCUGCGGCGACAUCGACGACGGCAGGGACAGCCGUGAGCUCGCACACGCUCAACACCGUCCUCAUGGCCCUCGGCGAGCAGGCCACCGUGACGGAGAUGGUGACGGCGUACGAGACCCUGACGCGGCCCAUGCCCACUGCGCGACGGCCGCGCGACGACGACGACGACGAUGAUGAUGUCGUCGACGUCGCUUCUGCAUCCACAGGCUCGUCUGGCCUCACUGCCUCGACCAGCUCCACGGGCGGCCUCUUUGCAACGGACUUCCGAGGUCUGUUUAGAGAUGGACAAGAAGAAGGCGCAGGCCGCAUACAGAGCAAGGACGGCAGCGACGACGCGCUGCCCGACGUGAUGCCGUACCCGCGCGACCGGGGCGUCGCGCCCACGACAUUCACGCUCAAGACGCUGCUCAAGCACGCCACGACGGUGCCCGACCCCACGCGCAUGGUCGCCGAGCCGUCGCUGGUGCAGCGGCAGCGGCAGCGGCAGCAGCGGCAGCAACACACAGAAGCUGCGCAUCAGGCGCUGCGCGUGGACCACGAGGCGCGCAGGAACGGCGCCUACCUGCCCAUUGCCUCGUACCUCGUCUGCGAGACGGUGGACCUGGCGCAGGACGAGGUCGCGCGCGUGGCUCACGAGCUCGGCGUCGCCAUGCCCGACGUCGCCCUGCUCCAGGCCGAGCUCGCCUCGCGCAUCGGCGCGGCCCUGCGCGGCUCGGCCGAGGCGGCGCCUAUCAACGAGGGUGUCGAGCCUGUCGACGGUGGAGAAGGAGAGGGAUAUGGACAAGCAGUCGCAGGAGAAGGACAGAUAGUCGCAGACGAAGGACGGACAGUCGCAGAAGGAGAGACAAUCGCAGAAGAGGGACAGACACUGGCCGAGACAAAGGCAUCGCUGCUCGCCUCGACAGACCCCAUCGCCGAUGUCUAUGAGCACCUCUCGGCCCUCGUCGCGUCCACUGGCCCAUCAGACAUCGAUGCACCAACGACGAACUUUGUGCCGCUGUUUGAGCCGCCGCGCGUCGAGCUGACGUACGACAUGGUGCAGUCGCUGCUCUCGCUGGCCAAGCGCCGCAACGCAGGCUCGACGCUGCGCCUCGUGCGCGACGAGGUGCAGCGCGCCCUCGCCGUCCAGCUCGCCCAGCUCCAUGUCCUCCGCGCCGCGCUUCUUGUCUGGACCGCGCGGCGCGACGCGGCACCCACGGCUGCUUCAGCAGCAGCAGCAGCCGAGACGGGCGCCGGCGUCAGCCUGACGCGCGAGAGCCUCGCCGCCCUCGUCGCCGCGCUCGACGCGCAGCAGACGUACACGCGCGCCGCCCUGCGCCGCCUCCUCGACGACUACUGGCACCGCAUCGAGGCGCUCCUGUACAAGCAGGCGACCAAGCGGCGCCGUCUCGAGGACCGCAAGCGGCAGCGGCACAUCGACGAGCGCCGCGAUGAGCGCCAGCGAAAGGAGCGCGCCAGGCUCGACCGCGAGGAGAAGAGGCGCCUCGAGAGCAUCGUCCAGCAGAGCAGCGACGUCGAGCAGCAGGGCCAGGGGCAGGGGCAGGCACACGAGGCCAAGGUCUCGCCUGUGCCGGUGGUGGUGUGAAGUAGAGCACAAUUCAAUCAAAAAAGAGAAAUGAUCAAUGAAGAUGUUCCC
Messenger RNA from Acaromyces ingoldii, 3515 nucleotides. RefSeq lists its product as hypothetical. The coding region runs from base 168 to 3464 and encodes 1098 amino acids. The record is from RefSeq and is a predicted model, not a curated record. The transcript has a single exon. NCBI's taxonomy places the organism in Eukaryota, Fungi, Basidiomycota, Exobasidiomycetes, Exobasidiales, Cryptobasidiaceae.